Perca fluviatilis (European perch) is the source of this 1395-nucleotide messenger RNA. RefSeq lists its product as uncharacterized. The record is from RefSeq and is a predicted model, not a curated record. Bases 466 to 1119 code for a protein of 217 amino acids. Lineage: Eukaryota; Metazoa; Chordata; Actinopteri; Perciformes; Percidae. Gene Ontology annotation, biological process: response to bacterium. The transcript has 5 exons.
AUCUGCUGCUACAUAAUGAACCACCCUAUGAAGAGCUCUCAGGUGGUCUGGGUCAGCUCUGCUCUCUGUCCCCAGAGUCACAACUAAACAUGGGGGAGUUCAGUUUGUAUGCACCACAUAUCUGGAGCAAACUCCCAGAAAUCUGCAGGUACGCUGCAACUCUCACUUCUUUUAAAUCGAGGCUGAAGACUUUUCUUUUUGAUGCUGCCUUUUUUUAAGUCAGUGUUCAGUUCUUACACUGUGACUUUUAACUCUUCCUCAAAAAUGACCUAGGAUUGUCCAAAGUGUAAAACAUAAUAACUCUGUCCUGCUCUCCUUGCAACUAUGAACUUGCAAUGGUUUUUGGUGACAGCAUUUCUAUUGUGACUGUGAGCAGCCCGCCCCUCUUUACGGUGAGACUUCUCUUACUGGAGCACAGUUCACUUCCAGGCGUUGAAGUGGUGCAGACAUACUGUUCACACAAAGAUGAAGCUCGCCUCGAUAACAGCUUUGCUCUGCACCUUCAGUUUGAUCUCUGUCUGUGUUUCUGAGUUCCACACUGUGGAGCUCCAGCCUGCUGAACAAGUCACACUGAUGUGCUCCAACUUCAGCAGCUCUACCGGGCACAUGUUCUGGUUCAGACUGGACAGCAGACCCAACAUCAGCCGUAUCUCCUCUAUGCAGAGCUCUGAUUCAAAUGCUUCACUCUACAAUGGAUUUCAAAAUGGAAAAUUUAACAUGACAUCCAACACCGCUACCCUCUUCCUCAACAUCACCCAUGUGGAUUUAGCUGACUCUGGACUGUAUUUCUGUGGAUUUUACUUAGAUGGAAAGCCAGUAAUUGUUAGUGCAACAUAUCUAAAGGUUCAAGAAGUGUUUGAUGGAAUAACGAGCCUGACCAGUGUGAUCCUCCUUGGUCUGAUUCUUUUCCUCGUUCCAGUCGUCAUUGGUCUGGUUGUCAAAAUCAGCAAACUUAGCACAGCUCAGAAAGAGGGACAGACUCCACAACGCAGCGAGAACCUGGACUCUGAUGCCCUGAACUAUGCAGCGCUCAGUUUCGAUCCAGAAGCAAGAAGCAGCAGAAAGCCUGAAUCAGAGAACCAGCUGGAGUCAAAUGUUGUGUAUGCUGCCACCAGAUAGACUCAGGAAACAUCUGGAACUGCAGCUCAGAGUGAAACUGAUUCUUUAUCAAGUUAAAUGUGCUCUAAGCGAUGUUGGGUUAUGUCAUUUCUUGUUGACCUUCGAAGUAUUGUCAAACAAAACGGAGGCUAGCUCGCCCCUCCCUCCUCCUCAUCCCGUCCCCUCCCCCUCCCUUCCGUGCUUCCUGAAACAGUCAUGAACGCAUUGUGGAAUUAGCCUGCGUGCUAACGCUGCUGCGGUGAUGGCUCAACCAGCUCCUUCUUGUCGGUUAUUGGA